Molecule: messenger RNA, 1584 nt
Organism: Diabrotica balteata
Lineage: Eukaryota; Metazoa; Arthropoda; Insecta; Coleoptera; Chrysomelidae
Source: the annotation of a GenBank genome assembly
AUGUUGUCUCAGAAUUUUCCUGACCUUCAGCAAUUAAAUGAUGAUGACGAUGAAAUGACACAGUCUACUGUCAGUUUAUCUGGGACCAGUUGUGAUCAAAGCUUAGCCAAACUCGCAGACGAAACUAGUGUUGAAACAGAGCCCACCAAAAAUACUGAUGAUGAUGAUGAUGGAUCUCUGUGUCCUAUUUGUUUAGACAAUUGGACUAAUUCAGGAGAUCGUCGAAUAUGUGCGUUAAAGUGUGGUCAUGUUUUCUGCUAUAAGUGUGUAUACAGAUGGUUGGAUACUCAACAACAAAAGUCAUGUCCCACUUGUAAGAAACCUGCCAGCAAAUCAGAAAUAAGACUAAUAUACGCUAAGAAACUCAUUGCAAUUGAUAAUUCUGAACUAGAAAUAAUGAAAGAACGAUUAUAUGUAACAACAGAAGAAAAAAAUAGACUUCAAGUAGAUUUAGCCAACUACGUAACUCGUGAAGGAAUUUUAAAACAGGAAAUAAGUAGCUUAAGAACACAAAUUGUUGAAUUAAGUAAAAAUCGAGUACAAGGUUGCUCGGACAGUAUGUACAACAAAAAAUAUGAUCCGGAAAAACGGCCCAUUAAACUGUAUACCGAAAAAUCUUUGGAAAUUUGCCGACACAGCGGAUGUAGAGUUUUUGACACCAAUACUCAAAUAGAUUUAAUAAUAGCGUCGUCUAAGUCCCCGAUCGACUUAUUUUCAGGUUUUGGUAUUAAGAAAGUUGACAUGUCAACGUACAAACCACUUGCUUUCAUUCCUCUUCAUAGCCAACAAAUUAGAGAUGUACGUUUUCAUCCAGUCAAUCGUUCGGUAUUAACGGCGUCCAUGGAUAAGAGUUUUAGAAUUGUAGAUAUUCACAGCAAUAUAGUAAUUUCCUCAUCGACGCUAAAUAUGCCCUUGUGGUCGACGUGUUGGGAUACUAAGGACCCAAAUAUGUUUUAUAUAGGCACACAAACAGGAAGUGUACUUAAGUAUGACAUUCGUAAUAUUCAAGAACCUGUAUGUACCCUCUCAGUUCCUGGCGAUAUGUCACCUGUGGUGUCAAUAGCGUCGAUUCCUCCAACAUCCGAAGAGCGUUUUCCGUGUGGAGCUCUUAUCCUCUGUAAACUUAAUUCUUUGUGGCUGUUUGAAGACUGUAGAAAUGACUAUAAAAGAGACGCUCUACCUCUAAGUGGACCAUUUAUUAGUAUGAAAUAUAAUAGCUCGCUUAAACAACUCCUCGUUUCUUCUAGACCAAAUAACGUAGUUUCUCACACUAGACAUUCCGUAUUUACCCUCAAUAAAACAAGUGAGGGGGAAGUAGUUUGUAAUACGACACACACGUUUGUAGGCGGAAGAAUGCAAAUGUUGUUAUCUAAAUCCUGUUUUAUUUCAAAUCAGCAAGACUAUGUUGCAGCUUAUGAGGAAUCCCUGAAAUGUGUAGUCUUGUGGAGCAUAAAUACAGGCGAGAGAGUUGCAGUCGUACCAACAAAUGAUGCGGUAUUAGAUUUAAAUGGUAUUUGCUACAAUAACGAGAACUAUUUGGUAUCUUUGACGCAGCGCAAAAUGGAUUUUUUAAAGUUUGUCUAG